AUGUUUGGCAAAUUGCGAUCAACGGUCUCCCGCUCUUCUCCUGUUCGAACACCUGGAGAAUCCAAGGAUGCCUCCCAAGUAGCGGAGGGUGGAGAGGUCGACGAUGGCUUGCACACAGACCUCGAACAUACUCCCUCACAGACAAAACGCCAGAUUGGCACUGUCUCUGCAUUCUUCCUGGUCUUCAACCGUAUGGUCGGAACAGGUAUCUUCGCCACGCCUAGCACGAUAUUCUCGCUGUCCGGCAGCGUCGGUCUCAGCCUAUUCAUUUGGGUCGCGGGCAUGAUCAUCGCCGCGGCUGGGAUGGCAGUAUAUCUCGAGUUUGGGACAGGACUUCCCAAAAACGGCGGCGAAAAGAAUUACCUCGAAUUCGUCUAUCGUAAGCCAAAAUACCUCGCUACAGGCUUCUACACCGGCUAUGUCAUUCUCCUGGGUUGGGCGGGCUCCAACUCCGUGGUCUUCGGAGAAUAUAUCCUCAACGCAGCGCAGGUCGAGGUCACCAGAUGGAAUCAGAGAGGCAUUGGAUUGGCAUGCAUCACAGCUGCUUUCCUCGUCCACGGCUGCGCCCUGAAGUGGGGCCUGCGACUACAGAACCUCCUUGGCCUUAUCAAGCUGAUUGUUGUGCUUCUGAUCAUUGUUGCUGGCUGGGCUGCUCUGGGCGGAGCCCUCAAAAUCGACAAGCCGCACAACUUUGAUAAUGCUUUUGCAGGAACCACAGGCAGCGCGUAUGGUGUUGUGACGGCGUUGUACAACGUGAUUUGGAGCUACAUUGGCUACAGCAAUGCCAACUACGCCCUCAGCGAAACGCGAAAUCCUGUCCGGACUAUCAAGAUUGCUGGACCUGCAGCUUUGAUUUCAGUCGCGGUUAUCUACAUGUUGGUGAACAUCGCUUACUUCGCCGCCGUGCCGAAAGAAGAGAUCGCAUCUUCCGGACGUAUCCUAGCGGCGUCGUUCUUCCGUAACGUCUUCGGCAACAGUGCCGAACGAGCACUGUCAGUCUUUGUUGCGUUGUCCGCGUUCGGAAACGUACUCAGCGUUAUAUUCUCUCAAGGUCGACUGGUCCAGGAACUAGGUCGUGAGGGCAUUUUGCCGUUUUCGCGAUUCUGGGCGAGCAACAAGCCCUUCAACGCUCCUCUUGCUGGGCUGUUCGAGCACUGGCUGGUGUCGGUGAUCAUCAUGCUUGCGCCUCCGCCUGGCGAUGCAUACAAUUUCAUCCUCAAUGUCAUCUCAUACCCAUUAUCGAUCGUCAACGCCUUUGUUGCGGCCGGCUUGUUAUAUCUCUACAUCAACCCCGGCAAAUGGGGCUGGUCGCCCCCAUUCCGCGCCAGUUGGCCCGUCGUACUUCUCUUUUUGCUCAGCAACAUCUACCUUGCAGCCGCCCCGUUCGUGCCGCCCGAGCACGGGCAGAACGUCUACAACGAUCUCCCUUACUAUCUGCACUGUGUGGUGGGUAUGGGAAUCAUCGCCGCCGGAGGCGUGUACUGGCUCGUCUGGGCCGUUCUACUGCCACGUAUUGGGGGGUACGAGUUGGUCAGAGAAACGAAAAUCAGCGAGCUCGACGGGUGGGAGAGAAGUGUAUUCUCACGAAGAAAGCUGCGUGAGACCGAGGCUGAAAAGCGACAUCGGUUGAGCUUGGUGUCUUCCUGA
Molecule: messenger RNA, 1647 nt
Organism: Capronia coronata CBS 617.96
Lineage: Eukaryota; Fungi; Ascomycota; Eurotiomycetes; Chaetothyriales; Herpotrichiellaceae
Exons: 8
Coding region: 1-1647 (548 amino acids)
Biological process (GO): amino acid transmembrane transport
Cellular component (GO): membrane
Molecular function (GO): L-amino acid transmembrane transporter activity
Source: RefSeq, a predicted model, not a curated record